AUGUCGGAACACAGCGAGGAUCAAGAAUCCCUUCUACUUCCAAAUGAGAAUCCACCAUACUACAGGACUCCAUACUAUAACCGACCCAUGGAAUGGCCUUUCAUAAGAAAACUGACCAUCAUCACUUUUGUCUCUUUCACAGCCUUUAAUGACUGCAUUGCCUCGACGAUCUCCACGCCCAACACCCCUCAAAUCAUAGAUGACUUCAACAUAUCCAAUGCGUCUUUAAUGUCUUUGCUCAUUUCAAUUCACAUAGUAGGGCUCUCAACUGGUCCCCUCAUCGUCGCCCCGUUGAGCGAAGUCUACGGCCGUACUCCUUUGACACAUGCAUCUAACUUCCUCUUUGUUUUGGCGUCAGUCCUCUGUGCAGCCAGCAAAACCUUCCCGACCCUUCUCUUCGCCCGAGUUCUUAUCGGUCUGGCUGGUUCUGUGCCUAUAACCUUGGCUCCAGGCUACAUAGCGGAUUUGGUUCCACUCGAGAACCGUGGGAAGUGGAUGACUCUGUGGUCUACCGGGUAUUUGCUGGGUAAUACUAUUGGUCCCGUAUUUGGUGGUUAUAUAGGGCUCUGGAAAGGCUGGAGAUUCGUAUUCUGGGUGGAAGCCGUCAUCAGUGCUCUGACAGCUCUAAUUGGACUGGUGGUCAUGCGAGAAACAUUUUUACCAGUUCUUGCUGGGCAAGACCCCAAGGGCAAGUGCAUUGAGUCCAAUCACAAGCAGAAAAAUCCUCUCAGGGACGGACUAGUUCGCUCGGUCAAAAUCGCACUCCAUUCCCCAGUCCUUCUGCUGGUGACUCUAUUCACCUCCGCGGCUUUUGUCUCUCUCUACUUUCUUAUCACUACAAUCCCCAGUCUAUUCCAUGAUCAGUAUGGAUUUAAUGAGGGCGAAACGGGACUAGCAUUUAUCGGCUUUAAUAUUGGGUUUGCUGCCGGUGAAUACAUACUGGGUCCUCUCUCCGACUGGUACAAAAACAAGAGGACAAGGGAACGAGGAACUAGCCGGCCCGAAGACCGUCUGGCUCUCUUAAUGCCCAUAAAUAUCAUCAUGGCUCUGGGAUAUCUAACAUACGGCUGGUCGAUUCAGGGAAACAUGCACUGGGUUUUGCCUGUCAUUGGAACGGGCAUCACUGCCUUUGCCAUAAUUGGAGUGAUUCUGAGCGCUCAGCUGUAUAUCAUGGAUGCCUUUGGUAUCUUUGCGGCAAGUGCCAGCUCUGUCAAUAUUGUUGUUCGGUCUGCCUUGGCCACUUCUUUGCCCCUUGCUGCACCAGUCAUGUAUGAGCGACUGGGCUCUGGUUGGGGCAAUAGUGUGUUGGCGUUUGUGGCUCUGGCGCUUGUACCGCUGUCAUUGUUCCUCACUCGUCAUGGAGAGAGGUUCCGGACCAGCCCUGAGACUCAGCCGAUAUCUGGAGAUAGAUAUGGAACUUUCUCUAAUGAAGCCUUGGAUGAGGAAGUCCUGGAGGACUGA
Messenger RNA from Penicillium taxi, 1461 nucleotides. RefSeq names its product MFS transporter. The record is from RefSeq and is a predicted model, not a curated record. Lineage: Eukaryota; Fungi; Ascomycota; Eurotiomycetes; Eurotiales; Aspergillaceae. Bases 1 to 1461 code for a protein of 486 amino acids. Gene Ontology annotation, molecular function: transmembrane transporter activity. The transcript is spliced from 5 exons. Gene Ontology annotation, biological process: transmembrane transport.